Molecule: messenger RNA, 1711 nt
Organism: Rubroshorea leprosula
Lineage: Eukaryota; Viridiplantae; Streptophyta; Magnoliopsida; Malvales; Dipterocarpaceae
Source: the annotation of a GenBank genome assembly
CGAAAGAGAAAAGGAAACGCGAGUUUGAGGUAUCCUUUGGCCCCUGAAUUUCAUUCUUCAACAGAUUGCCCCUCCGUCCAGACUGAACCCUAACCUAAAAGGAAGAAACCUCAGGUAAGAGAGUUCAUAUCGACUUUCAAAUGUACGGCAGAGCCGGUCUUGAUAGAUUCAAGAAAGCCCAAUCGUUGGAACCAUUCUCGGUCUCCACUAAUUCUGCUUCGAAAACGAGUACCCAGAAUGCUCCCAAAGCAGUAGUUGUGAAUUCUCCGAUUCAGCAUUCUCAAUCUAAAAACUUUCACCCGCAAACCCAACCCCAUGUUUCUCAAAAGCCCUUGGCGCACGAGGCGGCACCAUCAGUAGUGGGGCAGGGGCAGACUCAGCAGGUGACCCAGGUUGGAGAAGGGCAGUCUACUUGGCAGCCGCCUGAUUGGGCUAUUGAGCCUCGUGUAGGUGUUUUUUACCUUGAAGUUUUGAAGGAUGGUGAGGUGCUUGAUCGGAUUAAUAUUGAUAGACGUAGGAACAUCUUUGGAAGGCAAUUCCAUACUUGUGAUUUUGUUCUUGAUCAUCAAUCUGUUUCACGCCAGCAUGCAGCUGUCAUUCCCCACAAGAAUGGGAGCAUAUAUGUGAUUGAUUUGGGAUCAGCACACGGAACAUUUGUUGCAAACGAGAGGUUGACAAAAGACACUCCUGUUGAGCUUGAAGUGGGGCAGUCUUUGCGGUUUGCUGCAUCAACAAGAACUUACAUAUUGAGGAAGAACAAUGCAGCUUUGUUUCCUCGCCCUCCACCCCCCACAGAGAUAACUCUACCUUCCCCUCCUGAUCCUUCUGAUGAAGAGGCUGUUGUGGCAUAUAACACACUUCUAAAUCGUUAUGGUCUUGGCAAGUCUGACCUGUCAAAAUCAAGUGAGUCUGGCAGUUCAUCAGGCAGAGAUGACACCAAUCACUCUGAAAGAGCGAGAAAGAGAACGAGGAAACUAAGAGUGACAUUCAAGGAUCAUGCUGGUGGAGAGCUGGUUGAGGUUGUAGGGGUUUCAGAUGGUGCAGAUGUGGAAACCGAACCUGGACCCAUAGGUGUGAAAGAAGGAAGUCUUGUUGGAAAAUAUGAAUCUCUUGUACAAACAACAAUUAUUCCCAAGGGUAAGGAGCAGUCAUCUGUUAAGGAAGAAAAGGCUUUCCAGAAAGAUGUUACUGACAAACUAAAAGAGGUCUUUAAUAAGGUCAAAAAUGCUCCAAAAGGCGGGAUUUAUGAUGAUCUGUAUGGAGAAUCUUUUUCUGGUAAAGUGGGUACUUCCUGGGCAUCUGUCUCUCCUACUUCUACUGGUAAACCACCAUCUCCAACUAGAGAUUCCCCAGGGAAGACUGAAAGCCCAUCAACUGGAAAAUCUGGAAAUAUUUCCACCUACCGUGAGGAUGAAAAUGAUGACGAUUUAUUUGGUGACUAAUCAAUCAAAAUGCACUAAACAGGUCGUGCAACAUGCAUUAGACCUUUUGCUUGGGUUGGACAAAAUGACAGAAAAUCAGAGAGGGGCGAAUCUUUUCUGGACAUAACAAGCUGUUGUUUCCUUCGGGUUUGGGAAAUUUUUGUUGUAAUUUAGUGCUUUUUUUUUUCUUUUUUUUCUUUUUUUUCUUUUUUGUAAAACUGAAGGUAACCUGAGAUUUAUGGUUUUUAAACUCAUGUUCAUCCUGGAAGGAAUAGAAAGGAUUUAUAGCU